AUUCUUUUUUAUCGGACCCACUAUGAGACUGAAAUUUCAAAAUACAGCCAUAAAUUUUCAGUAACUCUAAGGUAGCUGGGAAUGUAAAAAAAAACAAAUUUCGCCCAUAGCCUGUCAGUUCAUUUCUCGAGUGGUUCUUGCUAAAUCAUUUGACCUCAAAUUGGAAGCAACGUGAACAAAGAAGGUAGGAAUGAAACGAUUAGCUUGGAGGGAGGCUCAGAAAGAGAAGGAGGAAGAGGGGCAGUAUAUGCUGAAAGAGGACCGUAAAUAUGAAAUAUUAAGUAAGCUCUGGCUUGAAAACAACUUUAGCAACAAAGUUAAUGACUUAACCCUUCAUCUGAGUUAAGGCUACUUAUAUAUGUGGCCCAAAGCUUGACGUCAUGAAGUCAAACUACAAGCUAAUCGUACAUCGUGGCAGAGUUUGAUGAUGACAGAUCUGACCUAUUUGUUCUCUUCUAUUAUGUUCUGUAUAUUCGAUUCUUAUGAUUUUGCCAAUAGAUGGUGUCGUAAUGCAAUAGCAAGGGCAGACAUUCAUUAUUUUAGUUCGAGUCCGAUGAAUGAUUUGAUAAAGUUUUGGAGUCUCGUAAAUACUAUGACUAGCUCCAAAAUGAGCGAAAUCAUUUAGGCCAAAACAUUAUAAAUAUAUGUUCUCGCCGUGAUAUACCUUACAUGAUAUGAAUGGUAUGGACAAGGCAAAGAGUUCUUCAGAGGCGUCCUUGGACGAGAGCAAAAGAGACACUGAAAAUAAACACUUCCAGUUUUCCAGUUUCCAGUUUUCUUUGAGAUUGUAAGUUGCUGUUUUGAUAAAUGCUUGCAGCGCCAUCUAACUUACUAAAGACAGGAUGUUCUGUCACAAUUAUGAUACACGUAAAAUGGAGACACCAGCUUUCUGUGUUGAAUAACUAUCCAAAUGACGUUACUGAACAGAUGUUUUCAAAUCGAAACGAAUAUCAGUUCCUUGUAAGAUAGUGGGUGCGUGAGAGGAGGAGUAAUUGCCCAUGCUACGAAAUGAUGAUAAAUAUGAAGGCCCUUAUGUCUUGAUGACGAAAUAGAAGGCAGUCCACCUCUAUUUUUGGCUUUCACAUUGUGAAAGCAACGUCACAUUGUUCACUUUUUUUUUCUAAAUUCUAGCUUUCGUUUCAAUUGACCCUCAAUGUCGAUUUAACUCUUAUCAUUCGAAUACGUGUAGGAUCUUGAAACCAUCCUGGUUGUCUGGUCCGGACUUUGUUCAAGACAAACAUGUAACCUUGCAACUUGGAUGGGCCAUGAACGGUCUUGAAAGACAGCUCUGAUGGUGGUUGACUCGUACGGCCCAAUCGACUCCUAUUUCAUGGGGCGACGUCUCAACCUGUUUUGUCUGGUCGUUACGGUGACUGUCACGCUUGUGACCACAUUGCUGAUGGGAGUCACAGUCUUGUCAGAUAAUUGGGAGAUCAUUCUCUACUCGCGGACCAAGGUUGAGACCAUUGCCAAGGUCAACCGGACCAAUGCCACCGUGGAAGAGCUUUUUGAAGGGAAGACUCUCAUCGUGACACAAUGGACCAAUGUCUCGACCGCAGGACAGCGUGACUUUCUGAUCCAAUUGCAUGGGGGUCUUUGGUCCGUGUGUUGGGAUUUGUCAGAAAUCGAGGCUACUCAACUGGAGGAAUUAUACCCAAAUGCAACGGGGGUGAGAUGUUUGGAUAGCUUGAAAGAGCAAGAGAAAUACGUGGACGAUACGCCUUUUGGAACCAAUUCUCGCCAAAUUCGUAUGCAAAACCUUUCUAUUUCGUGUUCUUUGGUGUGCCUGAUCGUUCUCUUGUCCGGCUUGGUUGUGUUUUGGAUUGGCCUGAUCGAACGCCAAGUCCCACCCGUUUUUGUCGUGAGCGUGCUCUACCUUCUAGCAGCCGUUUUUGCCAUUUUCUCUUUGGCCAUCGCUCGACAUCGCCGUCAAUCCAACGGACCCGAUUGCGGCAUGUUGGACGACCAAAUCGACAAUAUAUUUAUUCCCGCGCGAACUUUUCAAACAUCGUGGUCGGUUCAUUUGGGUUGGGUGGCCGUUAGCUUCUGCUUUUUGUCCGCCAUUUGCGUUUACACUCUCUCCAAACUGAUGAGGAACUCUCCCUUUGUGAUCUGAUCUUCGGACAUGCUCAUGAUACAUAUCAAAAGUGCACACUUAGAAAAGGGAAAUCUAUUUUGAUAAACCUA
Messenger RNA from Tigriopus californicus, 2187 nucleotides. RefSeq lists its product as uncharacterized. Gene Ontology annotation, cellular component: membrane. The record is from RefSeq and is a predicted model, not a curated record. Bases 1292 to 2116 code for a protein of 274 amino acids. Lineage: Eukaryota; Metazoa; Arthropoda; Copepoda; Harpacticoida; Harpacticidae. The transcript has 5 exons.